UGCUAGUUACAUGAUGUUCGCCAACAUGACAUCAGUUGCAAUGAAAAAAUAAACAGCAGCGCUUUCUUGCAGUUUUAAAUUUUAAAUAAAUCUGUAGUGAUUGAAAAUGGAAAGUCGUAAAAACAAUAAUCAGACUAUAACGACAUUGCAGCAGCAAAACCAGCAUCACCAUGCAGUCACUAUCACCGCUGCUGCUCUCGGCAGUAACAGCAGCUGCGCGACUCCUGUUAGCUCAGAGCCGUCGCGUGGUGGAUACUUUGAAUACGCGCCUCCAACACCUGAUACAGCAAUCGACUAUGAUGACAUUAGCAGCAACAAGAGCACACCUUAUUACACACCAAUGGAGUUUGUGCAGGGUACUUUCGAAUUUCCUUCGCCAACAAAACUAGAGCACAUGGAAGACAUAGUCGAGUUGCAUUGUCAAUCUCCACAAGCGGUUGAGCAAGCAGAUAUGACUCUGCAACGCAAAAUUCCUACACCAUCCCAUACGGCUACUUCGCGUUCAUUAGCUAGUGCUAGACAGCAAUUGUCCAGCAGUAGUUCGCCGGUAGUGUCUCGUAAAUUAAGGCGAUUUUCACUUUACGAACGACGCUCCUGUUCGCCACAACAGCUGCUGAUAAAAAAUGUUGUCUCUGCUUCGAUGGACAGCAGUACGGAAAAUGUGGCCGCCAUGGCAGAUAAAGAAAAUGCUAAACCAUGUUAUAGGCCAGCCAUGUCCGAAAGCUGGAGAGACACACAAAUACGCUCGAAUAGUGGCAAUAGUUCACCGAUCACGCUGAGGGAGGCUGACGCAGUUUCACCAAAGAUUUUUGAUAUAAAUUUAGCUGGUGGCAGCAGUAGCGGUACUCGCCUACCCUGUUCCCCAAAAUUAUUGGCAUCAUUAAAUAAUCUGAACUUAACUGGAUCGCCACUGGGUGUCAUUAGCUCAGCGGGAUAUAAAAAUGGUAAUUACUUUAAAUUUCCAGAGAUCGAUCAGGUUGUUCGUGAGCAAUCUGGGACGGAGCCUCAAACCGACGAAACCGGCGCUAAUGUAUGUGACAAUCAACAAACUCGCUACAGCAGACAACGCAGCAGUGGGGCUAUCAAUGAACAUAAAAAAUCAGUUAUUUAUAGUGGUAGUAAUUCAAACACCAAUAAGGACAAAUCGCGCACCGACGAAUGCGUAGCCGGGGUAUCAGCAGAACCAAGUGCAAUAAGCUCAACCACAGUUGACACUAAAAAGAAUCGCAAAAAUAAAAAUAAUUUGACUAUAAAAAUUACAAAUGUCCCCUGUAGUAUGAUGGAACCAAGCGGGACUGCACCCACCUCGCCUUCACCUACGCCAAAGCCGAAAACACCUACCAUUAAAAGUACCAAAGAAAAAGCACUGUCACUUGAUUCGGCCGCAAGAGAGUCUGAACUUACUAUUAUCGUCUCGUCCAGCGGGCGAAGUGAUUCGCAUGCAAGUUGUGACGAGAUUGACGCGCAAACGCUUCGGCGCAGUUGUCUUCCGCUUCAACAAUUUAUGCCACGUAGUGUCAGUGGUGCUCGCUUCGAGCGUUUUGCAGCAGAUCGGUGUCUGCGCCUUCCAUCGGCUGCCGCCAGUAACCGUUCAACUUCAUUGUCACAGUUAGCAAUGCUUGGUGAUGGUACACUUACUGCACAUGCUCAUCUACAAGCCCAAUCCCUAUGUCCAAGCAGCACUACGUCCUCUUUAAAAACCCCGCUGAGUGGUAGUAGUUUCCCACGCACGCCUCGCCGGCGGCAACCAAGCGGGAGCUGCGCGAGCGGCAAUGCAUCUACCGAAUGGUUGGCGGCCUACAACCGUAACCGUAACUCUGCAGAAACUUAUGGUAGUGCCGCCACUAGGGAAUCGGAUUUAUUUGAACAUCCACAGUUUGAAGUCGAUACGACGGUGGUGGUGCUGCAGGAGGAGAUUGAUGAUGAAGCCCAGGCGGAUAAUAAAAACACACUACUUUGUGCACCUUAUGCGCCUGGUACAGGGACACUGGCGUUCACACCACAUCGCGGCAUGCACAAACAUAACGCUUUAUUGCAUGCUUCGAACACAAAUUUAAAAACUUUGCCAGAAUUCCUAACACUCGUUGAGUUUUCAACAACGACAGGUACAUCUGGCGGGCAUCAACCACACAAACAAAAAUCUAUGGAGCUGCCAAGCGCGACGAUGCGUCCUAAGCCAGCUGGAUCAGCGUCGUCAACCAAUUUACUGCAGCGCCGCGGUUCCAAUCACAGUUUGACACUGAAUUUAAAUGGCUCUUGCAGCAAUUUACUCGGAAAUUGUCGCAGUGGCUUAAGCGUUUCCAACUACAGCCUUGGCCCCGCUAUUGGCAGCUCCGCAACAAACCUUAGCUCGAAAUCAAGCUGUAACCUAGACUUGAGUGGCGCGCCUAUCACCAAUCAGCCGCAUCCACAAGCUACAGCGACUCAAGGGGCAAAACAGAGCCUGUUCCGCCGACGGGGUUCCAAUCAGAGUCUCACUCUUACAAGCCUAGCGGCAGCAUCAUGUGGCAAUCUAAAUUCCUAUGCAAGCCAACACUCGCUGAACAAAGUUACGCGUACUACAUCAUUCAUAACACCAACGCACAAUACAGCAAGCAACGCUACACCAAAGAGGGGGCUAUUGGAGCGUCGCGGUUCCAAUCAAAGUUUGACGCUGAACAUGGGCAGCUCUUUUGGCGGCAUUGGCACCGAGCGAAAUGCACACGCCCGCAGUAGCCUAUACUUGGGCGACACUUGCGCUGAAGAAGCCGACAUUAGUACGCUGCAUUCGAAGCCGUCAGGUGCACCGCCCACUCCUCAUCGACGGUUUUUCAGUAGCGAAAGUCUCAACCGCGGUUCAACGCCUUUUGCUGACUUGAAUCAAGCGCAUCGGCGGAAUGCCAAACAAGUGUGCUUUGGCUCCGUAUCCGAUCUAAAACCGAGCGCUAGUAUGUCUUUGGAAUGUGGGGGUCCCAAUGGCAUUGGUACGAGCGUUGGUAUUGGUAAUCAGCCUUUACAUGCCGAAGGGCGACGGGAUAGUUUCAAUUUCCAGGACAGCACUGUGUGCUCGUGUACAGGUGUGCGAAAUAUAAUGACGCGCCCGUUGUCACCACAAAGUACCAGUGAAGAGUUCAAGAUAUAUUUGGCCAAUAUACAGAUGCUGCAAAACGCUUCCAAUGCACUCAAUCAGCUCGAUCUUAUAAAACUCAAUUACAUUUUCGAUAACAGCUAUGCGUCCAACAACAAAGGCUUGGCUGAGCAAGCGGUGCCCAUGCUCAGCGUACGCUGCAAUAAAGAAGCUGAGACACCGCCAGGCAUGCAUGUGACCACCUCCGAGGAUUGUGAAGUAGCAGAACGCUAUUUGGCUGCAGUACAGUCGGUACUGCCAGCGAUACAGCCCGAUGACGAUGAGCAAAAGCGAAUAUUCUGCGACCUGCAUAAAGAAUUUUGGGAUCUGCCAUUGAAUCAUCAAGAAAAACCUAUGGUAUUCGGGUCGCAGGCAAAGAACCGAUACAAAACUAUUUUGCCAAAUGAAAAUUCGCGGGUGCUAUUAGAGAAGGAGGGGAAACAAUUGACCGAAUUGGCCGAAGAUAUUCGUGAUGAACACGCACAAUUGGCUGACCAUAUAUUACGACAGCUCAAUAUAUCGGACGAAGUGCCCUAUAUUAAUGCAAAUUAUAUAAAGGGACCAGAUUAUACAUCUAAAUGUUACGUGGCCACUCAAGGGCCCUUGCCGAACACAAUCUUUGAAUUCUGGCUUAUGGUGUACCAGAACACACGACGAUAUUUUCAAACCACCGAUAACAAGGCGGGAACGCUUCAGUUUUAUCAAAAAGUCAUAAUGCUCACGAAUUUUGCCGAAAAUAAUCGACAAAAAUGUGCCGUAUAUUUUCCGAUCGAAUUAAACGAAAUAUUUAUAACGACAAGCUGGCAUGAAGUCGUUGAACCUACUGCAGAGUUAGUGGACUUUUUCAACGCCUAUUUGCUGCCGAAUGAAACAACUCCGCCGCCCCUUCAUUUGGCUGACGGCGGUACCGAGCCUGAAUCACACAUUGGAAUCGACUACUACCAAGCAAAAGUAAGCGAAGAACUGCUACCGUUUCUGCCACAGUCGAAAGGCAAUUAUUUCGUUAUAAAAAAUAUCGGUAUUGUACGCAAGAAUGGUUUCUCAAUACGUAAAUUCGUAAUAUUGUAUUGCAUCCAUAUUGGCGCGAAUGCAGAAGAAUGUAAUGGUGGUACUCAAUUGAUUAUCAAUCGGCUAUACUGCUAUCACUACUGGUAUCCCGACUGGCCUGACCACCGUUCGCCACGGGACAUCAACACGCUACUUGACAUCUGUCUACACAUACUGAAUCUCGGCAAAUGCGAAUCGGAAUUUGAUGCAUUCGAAAUGGACGAUGACGACGAUGACGUUAUUAGCGUUCUUCAACCACAAAAAACUUCUCACGUGUCCGCACAAGCGGUAGACUUGUAUCAACAAGAUAUAUUCAAUGCUAUGCAGCCACUACCGGUCAUUCAUUGCUCUGCAGGAAUCGGACGCACUGGAUGCCUUACCGCAAUAUUAAAUGCUGUGCGUCAGCUCCGUCAAUCAUUCGCCUAUUCGCUAACAACAAUGGCCGCUGAGGCGAGAAAAGAGCGGGACAGCAGCGCUGGUGUUGUUGGUGAAUUAGCAGCACAAGCACUUUUGAGUCCAGUCGAUUUUCAGUUGCCCGUUGAAUUCGUGGCGCAAGCGCAGCGCGCAAUUACCACAGCAAGCAGUGUAACCGACACUGAUAGUAGUUUUACGCGGAAUACGCUCUACUAUGUUAACUACAUACUAAGGCGACAGCAACAGCAGUUGCAGCAAGAGAAAAGCGAAAGCGUUGCGAAUGAAAGCGAAAUGGACGCAGAUGCGGACGCUAAAACGGCUAUAGAAGAGGGUGCGCCUGACAAGAAGUAUACAGCGGAUACGGCACGUGAAGGUGAUACGUUAACGUGUCCGUUGCCAGCGCUUGGAGAACUACCCAAAAUUCCUGACAUUUUCGUAGACAUUCUAGGCAUUGUUUGUAAUUUGCGUCUACAGCGUGGUGGAAUGGUGCAAAACUCAGAGCAGUAUGAAUUGAUUCAUCGAGCCGCCUGCUUAUAUCUGAAGCGAACAUUUGCGUUGAAGCGCUUCUAAGAAAAAAAAAUACCCGCAAAAUUAUGAAUUCAAUUGCGUGUAGAUUGGAAAUGGCGCCAACAAUAGCAACAACAACUCUAAAUUAAGAGAAAGCCAGAAACUCAAAAGGUAUUGGAUGCAACACCAAAUGCAGUACAUAUUUACGAUGUGACGAUUUUAUUAUUAUCUAGAUUUUUUUCAUAAAUAUGAAUGUGGUUGUUUUUGACCGAGA
Rhagoletis pomonella (apple maggot) is the source of this 5348-nucleotide messenger RNA. RefSeq lists its product as uncharacterized. NCBI's taxonomy places the organism in Eukaryota, Metazoa, Arthropoda, Insecta, Diptera, Tephritidae. The record is from RefSeq and is a predicted model, not a curated record. The transcript has 2 exons. Bases 107 to 5137 code for a protein of 1676 amino acids. Gene Ontology annotation, molecular function: protein tyrosine phosphatase activity. Gene Ontology annotation, biological process: protein dephosphorylation.